AUGUCAAAUGUGUCACUUAACUCCAAACUAAGUGAUCUCCAAUCAGCAGAGUUAACCAGACAGAGGAGACAACUAGAGUUAGCUGAACUAAAGAGACAGGCUGUGGAAGAUGACAAGGUUGAUGAAGAAAUGAGGCUAUUAAAUGAUAAAGCAUAUUUGGCUCGUGUGGAAGCAGAGGAGGAAAUGCUGAAGGCUCGAAAGAGAGCAGAAGAGAUUGAACGUUUGGUGAUAAGACAGCGUGAGAAACGAAAUACGGAGCUGAGUAGACAACGCAGGGAUCCGUCAUAUGGGAUUCCACGGCCUACACUGCCUUUAUUCGAUAGUGAGAAGGAAAAAGACUUUGCUAUUCUCAAAAUGGCCCUGGAUAAUCUGGUCAAUGUCCAUACUCAUUUAACUGAACAGUACAAGUAUCAGUUGUUGCUUGAUAGACUGGGUGGAAGAGCUAAACGUUUAGCAGAGGCAUAUAUGUACGCACCACAGCCUUACUCUGAAGCCUUUGAAGCCCUCAAGAACAAGUAUGGUCAGCCUAGCCAGUUAGUUCAAGGAGAGCUUGGAGCAAUUUUGAGUAUGCCUUUCGUAAAGUUUGGAGAUAAUGAGGCAUUUGAGAACUUUGCCCUCGCUGUACAUUCCCUGGUUGGGAUGUUGAAGUCUCUCGAGGGUGACAGUUGUGCAGAGUUACAGUGUGGUUCUCAUGUGGACAGACUGUUAAGUAAGCUACCAAUGAGUUUAAGAGACAGUUUCAUCGAACAUUGUAUCAAGACGGGUGUGAUAGGGGAGCACUCAAGUCAAACCUAUACACUUUCUCAGUUUAGUCAUUGGCUUCAGAUUAAAUCUCAAGCUAGACGUCUAUCCGGUCAAGUCAGCUCAUCAUAUCAUAACGAUGGCAACAGACCAGACAGUGGUAACAAAGCCUUGAACAUUGGUCGAUUCAGACGAGUACAACCACGGAAAAGUGAACCAACAAUGAUGACCAGUUUCCAUACGCGAUCUGACUCACGAAACCCAAGUAUCCAUGCUCCUACACCCAGUACAAAGGGUAGGGAUGAAACAAAGGUGAUGACCAGGUUCAGGGCCUACUGCCCUUACUGCUCUUCCUCAGAACACUAUUUGAACUCUUGCAAGGAGUUUGAGAAACUCUCAUUGGACCAAGUUGUCAGUUGGAUGAAAGAAGGGAACCGGUGCUCGAAGUGUGCACGUACUCACAAAACGGUAGACUGUACACUCAGGAAAGUGUGCCACACCUGCCAAGAACUGCAUUUGACUGUCCUCCAUGAUGCAGUUAACAUGGUUAAAGCCCAAACUAACAAGGUAUAUUCAGUCAUAGCAGAGAAACCAGCGGUUUAUGUUGACCAACCCUCCAAACCAUGUUCUGUUAUGUUGAAAGUUGUGAAAGUUGUCCUCCAUGGUCCAGGUGGUCGGAUGGAAACAUAUGCUGUCCUGGAUGAUGGGUCACAGCGAACUAUGAUUUUGACAGCAACUGCGGAAAGGCUUAAACUCUGUGGUAGAACAGAUGAAAUCCUCCUGUCCACAAUUAGGCAUGAAUCUUACCAUUGUACCGGGAAGAGUGUCAACCUUUCCAUAUCACCAGGUGACUCUCCACAGAUUCAGUAUCCUAUAUCAAAUGCCUUCACAUCACCUUCACUCUGCCUCUCAGAAUACACCUAUCCAGUGAAGGAUUUGCAGGUUAGAUGGCCACAUUUGAGAGAUUAUCCCCUACCCUCAAUCUGCAAUGCACAGCCUGUGAUUUUGAUUGGUUCGGACUAUGCAGACCUGAUUCUCCCGCAGGAACCUGUGCGCUUUGGGCCCAAGGGAGCACCAGUCGCUGUACAUACGCGACUAGGCUGGUCUUUACAAGGCCAAGCAGACAUGCACUUAUCGCGGAUGUCACAGACAGCUGAGCAGUGUUUACUUACUUCCAGUGUUCACCGUGAUCCAGAACCUUGGAGUAAUGUUGAGAAACUGUGGCAGAUAGAUGCUGUUCCCAAUGGAACAAAGGAUGUGACCAGGUCAAAGCAGGACAAGCAAGCUUUAGAAACUUUAGAGACAUUCACAGAAAGAGUGGAGAUGUAUGAAGUAGUACGCUAUGCAACACCCCUGUUGAGGAUUAGAAAUGGAGUUUCACUUAAUGCCAGAGUAGAAUCUGUGACACAGAACCUCAUCCGCACAGAAAGGCGACUUCAGUCAAACCCUGAACUAGCUUACGUACACAAGGACGAGAUCCAGAAAUUGGUAGAUGCUGGUUAUGUGAAGAUGAUCAGCCCUGAAGAGGCUGAGAAAAGUGAUGAAUCUUGGUACAUUCCACAUCACAUUGUACAGCACAAUGGAAAGAAUCGUUUGGUGUUUAAUUGCUCGUACAACUAUGAAGGCAGAACCCUCAAUGAGAACUUACUUCCUGGGCCCCAACUUGGAUCAUCCUUGAUUGGAGUCUUACUGCGUUUCAGACAGCACAGCAUAGCUAUCUCCGGUGACAUAAAGGCCAUGUUCCACCAAGUGAGAUUACUGCCAAAGGACCGACCCUUACUACGAUUCAUCUGGCGCAACAUGGACCAGACGGUUCCACCAAACAUUUAUGAAUGGCAAGUGCUUCCAUUCGGCACUACUUGUAGCCCUUGCUGUGCAAUAUAUGCGCUGCAGACACAUGCACAUGGUCACAAGGAGGAAAACCCUGAUGUGUACAGAUCAGUCACCACAGCUUUCUAUGUAGACAACUGCUUAGACAGCGUUCCAACUGCAGCAGAAGCCAAAGAUUUAGUACAUGACAUGAGUGCUUUGCUGGAUAAAGGUGGCUUCCACCUCAGACAGUGGAUCAGCAACAUUCCCUUAGUCGUGGCUGAUCUACCUACAGAGGACAAGGCAGCCAAUUGUGAACGUUGGCUCAGUCUUGGCGAGACAGGACUUACGGAGGGAACCUUGGGACUCCAAUGGCGAGGUGACAGUGAUGUGCUUGGAUAUAGGAUCAAAGAGAUUAGCCAUGAUUGUCUCACCAUGAAAGUCAUAUAUCGAAUCUUGGCCAGCCAGUAUGACCCCUUAGGAUAUUUAACUCCUUUCACCGCAAGAGCGAAAGUCAUCGUCCAAGAUCUGUGGAAAUUGAAGAGAGAUUGGGAUGCACCUAUUGUGGAGGGAAGUGAAUAUGAGAAGUGGUGUUCAUGGGAAAAUGAGCUACCAGACAUGGAGAAGGUUAAUCUACCACGUUGUUACACACCUCAUCAUGUCGAUACUACAAAUUCAGUUCAACAGCUGCAUAUCUUCUCGGAUGCCUCAGAACGUGUGUAUGGUACAGUUGCCUCCCUUCGGACAGUGUAUCAGGGAACGGUUUACGUCAGCUUUGUACAAGCCAGAUCCAGAGUCGCUCCAAAACGACAACUUUCCAUACCUCGACUUGAACUAUCAGCAGCUCUAGUAGGAGCACAACUUGCAGACAUGCUGAUCAGAGAACUUACCUUACCAAUUGAAAGAGUCACCUUGUGGAGUGAUUCAACAACAGUGCUGUCUUGGCUGAAAUCUGAUUCAUGCAGAUAUAAAGUAUUUGUUGGAACCAGGGUUGCAGAGAUUCAAACUCUAACCAAUGUUGCGGACUGGCGGUACGUGAACACAAAAGACAACCCCGCUGAUGAUCUUACUAGAGGCAAGACCCUGGAGGAGCUUACAAAUUCUUCCGCUUGGAAGAAUGGUCCAUCCUUCCUUCUACGAUCACAAGAAGAGUGGCCACCUGACAUAGUGAUGAGUACCUCCAUCAAGGACACGAGUGGUGAAGUCAAGACUACCUUUUGCGCAAUGUCCAUGACUGAAAACUCAACGAUUCCAGAUGUGAGCAAGUACAGUACCUGGAUCCAGUGUGACUCCUUUCCUGAGGAACUCGGUGCCCUUCAGUCUCAUAAGAAGUUACCAACCGACAGUCGACUUGCUCAGUUGGAUCCUAUCUAUGAUACUGACAACAAUGUUAUCCGUGUUGGAGGGAGACUGCGGAAGGCAGAAUCUCUGAGUUGCGAUGCCAAACAUCCAGUGGUGUUGGAUCCUCAUCAUGAGAUCACUCAACUUAUAAUCAGAGACUUUGACGAAAGACUGUUGCACUACGGUGCUGAGCGAAUUUUGGCCGAAAUCCGGCGAAAGUUCUGGAUUCUGCGUGGCAGAGAAGCCAUACGUCAACAUCAGCGUAAAUGUGUCAAAUGCAGAAAGGGCCAAGCUCAACCUCAACUUCCCAAAAUGAGUGACUUGCCUUCUUCACGAUUACGUUUGUACAAACCUGCCUUUUACUCCACAGGAGUGGAUUGUUUCGGGCCGAUGGCAGUCAAGAUAGGACGGCGCACAGAGAAGAGGUGGGGAGUAAUCUUCAAGUGCAUGACAACACGUGCAGUACAUCUUGAUUUACUAGACAGUAUGAGUACAGAUGCCUUCCUGAUGGCGUUCCGGCGCUUUGUGGCUCGUCGUGGCAAGCCCCAUGAACUCCUCUCAGAUUGCGGCAGCAAUUUCAAGGGUGCAGAAAGAGAACUGAGAGAAACUUGGAUGACCAUGGAACAAAGUUUAACCAACCAACUAGCUGGAUGCAACGUGAAAUUCAAGUUUAAUCCCCCCUAUGCUCCUCACUUCGGUGGAGUAUGGGAGAGGGAAAUCAGGUCUGUCAAAAAUGGACUGAAGGUUGCAUUGGGUGAUCAGACAGUAUCAGAAUCUGUGCUCCAGACGGUGUUAAUUGAGGUUGAAGGAAUACUUAAUUCAAAGCCACUAGGCUAUGUGUCUACUGAUGCCAAGGAUGUUGACCCCAUAACUCCUAACAUUCUAUUGAUGGGACGUAGAGAUGCAUCCCUUCCACAGGUAGUGUACCCUGCUGAUGAGCUUCUUGGUCGGAAAGGGUGGCGCCACAGCCAAGUGUUAGCUGAUCAAUUCUGGAAACACUUCGUGAAAUAUUACCUACCAACCCUACAGGUUCGACAGAAGUGGCAAGGAGAUAAACCUGACCACAACAACUUGAUGUGCAAUGAUGUUGUCAUGAUUGCAGACCCUCAGACCGUUCGUUCCUUAUGGCGGGUAGGAAGAGUAAGCAGGGCUUACCCAGGUGAUGAUGGGAGGGUUCGAUCUGCAACAGUCUUUGUCGGAGACCAGGAAGUUACCAGACCGGUGACCAGACUCGUACGCUUACCGGAGUGUGCUGACAGUGAUGUAAAGUGA
Messenger RNA from Haliotis rubra (blacklip abalone), 5163 nucleotides. RefSeq lists its product as uncharacterized. The coding region runs from base 1 to 5163 and encodes 1720 amino acids. The record is from RefSeq and is a predicted model, not a curated record. Gene Ontology annotation, molecular function: nucleic acid binding. Gene Ontology annotation, biological process: DNA integration. Lineage: Eukaryota; Metazoa; Mollusca; Gastropoda; Lepetellida; Haliotidae. The transcript has 3 exons.